UCGAUGCAGGGAUCAUGACCUGAGCCAAAGACAGAGACUUUAACCCACUGAGCCACCCAGGCACCCCAUGAGUGUCAGUUUUUAAUGAUGCCGAUGAUAGUCACCAUUUGCAAAGCAAGGGUGUGCUGUAAUUUUAAAUUCUACCAGCAAUGUCGUAAGGCCUUCCAGGUGAGAUUUUCUGAAACAGAUUCUGAUGCCAUGAAAUCAACUUCGCUGUUAGAAUUUUGCUGUGACUUGAAUGGACACGUGGGCAUUUAACUUGGGAAUGCUUCCCCUUUCCAUACAGUUUGUUUUAACAGGAUUUAGUAUCUGAUUUUGAGUGUUAACUCAGUGAGAGGCACCUCCCCAAAUCUUGUUUGAAAAAUAAAGUGAUUUCUUGACAAAUGUUUUCCUUAAUAUGAGUUGUUGACCGAACACCUCCCGGGGCUGGGGGUCGUGAAGCCGGGUUGGAGGGCAGCCGGCAGGUGACUUGUGCUCCAGGCCCGGGCACUGAUGACUUCCCACACUCUGAAUGAAAUCUCCUUGAACCGCAGUGACAGUUUUCUGAAAGGUGUCUGGGAAAAGAUCUUUUUUUUUAAAAUACAGAAUUUUGACAAUUUUCUUGGAUUCCUUGACGCUUUCUUAAUAAACAGGUUUAGUCUGAAAAAGGAUCCUCAGUUCAAUGUUUUUUGGGAAAUGCUAGUAACCAAAACAAAAAAAGAAAAAGAGGGAGAGAUGUAGUUUGCCAAGGUCUCAGGCCCGCGGCUGCAGUUGGUGGUGUGACCGAGAGCAUGUGAACUUGAAAUUCCCCUCGAAUGUCUGGCAUUUCUCUUGUCAGUGGAACUGGUCGUGCUCGUUAGUAAAAUAAAGCCGCUUCGGAGAGCAGCUGUGAAGCUGCGGGGCUGGGGAAGACGAACCCUUUGCUCACAGUUUGGCACAGAGGGAGGGAUGGGGCCGGAGGGAUGGGCCUGGCCGCUCCUCCCGCCUUGGGCGUGUUUGGAGACUCCCUGAAAAAUGCAAACGACUUGAUGUCACCAAAGUGAGCAACUUUUAGAUGGGUUAAAAAUAGAAGAGUUCAGUUUUUAAAGUAUCACAUGUCUCUGGACAGCUCUGCUUUCAGACCAGGGGCUGGAAGCCAUCCCGCCAUGGGCGCCUCUCGCCUGGCCCCGGGGCGCGUGUUCUGCAUUUGAAAAGGUCACAGAAGCAGGAAAGCACAAUCUAGGGAGGACGGUAGGCAGCUUGCAAAGCCUAAACGGUUCCUGUCUGGCCCUUUACAGAAAAGCUCGCUGACCUCCACUGGCGCUCAGCGGUGUGACACGCCGGAGGCCACAGAAGCUGCUCCCCUCCGUCAGCUCCGUUCCGGGACGUGCGGCUCGGCUCUGCCCGUUGUUCAGGCACCAUUUGCCUCUGACUGGAGAUGAUGUGAUGUUUUAUUGUAAAACUCACUCACCAUGAUGGCCACACAGACCUUGAGCAUAGACACCUAUCAGGAUGGGCAGCAGAUGCAAGUAGUAACAGAGUUAAAAACGGAGCAAGACCCCAACUGCUCUGAACCCGAUGUGGAAGGAGUAAGCCCCCCACCCGUGGGGUCCCAGACGCCAAUGGACGCGGACAAGCAGGCCAUUUAUAGGCACCCGCUGUUUCCGUUAUUAGCUUUGCUGUUUGAAAAAUGCGAACAGUCCACGCAGGGCUCCGAAGGCACGACCUCUGCCAGCUUCGAUGUGGAUAUCGAAAAUUUUGUACGGAAGCAGGAGAAGGAAGGGAAACCCUUCUUUUGUGAAGAUCCGGAAACUGACAAUUUAAUGGUAAAAGCAAUCCAGGUUUUGCGUAUCCAUCUUCUUGAGCUGGAAAAGGUUAAUGAACUAUGCAAAGACUUCUGCAGUCGAUACAUCGCUUGUCUAAAGACGAAAAUGAACAGUGAAACUCUGCUGAGCGGAGAGCCCGGGAGCCCGUACUCCCCCGUCCAGUCCCAGCAGAUUCAAAGCGCCAUCUCGGGCCCUCUCAGCCCCCAGGGAAUCGUGGUGCCGGCGUCUGCGCUGCAACAGGGGAACGUCACCAUGGCGACGGUGGCAGGUGGCACCGUGUACCAGCCCGUCACAGUCGUCACUCCUCAAGGCCAAGUCGUGACACAGGCGCUGUCGCCCGGCACGAUCAGGAUCCAGAACUCGCAGCUUCAGUUGCAGUUAAACCAAGAUCUGAGCAUCUUGCAUCAAGAUGACGGCUCCUCUAAGAAUAAACGGGGCGUUCUGCCGAAGCACGCCACCAACGUGAUGCGAUCGUGGCUCUUCCAGCACAUAGGGCACCCCUACCCGACAGAAGAUGAGAAGAAACAGAUCGCUGCUCAGACGAACUUGACACUACUCCAAGUGAACAACUGGUUCAUCAACGCCAGAAGACGGAUUCUUCAGCCCAUGCUGGAUUCUAGCUGUUCAGAAACUCCAAAAACUAAGAAGAAAACUGCUCAGAACAGACCGGUCCAGAGGUUUUGGCCCGACUCCAUUGCCUCCGGAGCCGCGCAGCCGCCCCCCAGCGAGCUGGCCAUGUCUGAAGGAGCCGUCGUGACCAUCACCGCGCCCGUGAGCAUGAACGUGGACAGCCUCCAGUCCCUGUCCUCGGACGGCGCCACCCUGGCGGUGCAGCAGGUCAUGAUGGCGGAGCAGAGCGAGGAUGAGUCUGUGGACAGCACGGGGGACAGUGGGGCCGCGCUGGCCCCCGCCCACAUCAGCGGCCUCGUCCUGGAGAACAGCGACUCCCUGCAGUAGGCGCCCGCGCGGCCCAGAACCGUGGGGGGCCGGCCUGACUUCUUCCAGUUUGCACGGCAAACCUUUUACACAGUUUUAUUCUAAUAUGUUUUAUAUGUAGAUAGAGAAGAGUGCACUUUUGUAUUUCAUAGUACGCUUCAAGAGCAUCUUUGCUGGUGCAGCGACUUCUUUCGAGCGUGCGUGCGUGUGUGUGUGUGUGCGUGCGUGUGCGUGUGGGUUUUUAAGGAAAUUCUUUAAAGGUUUAACGCUAAGAAUGUGAUGAGUGGCAAACACCCCUGUGAGCCCCGAAUUAGAGUAAGGAAUAGUGCUGCCAUUUUCUAAACAAUUACGCAGUUUUAACUUAGUUCUGUGGUUGAAGCAGGUCUCAGUGGGCUGAUCUCUUUGUGCGGCCCACAGAUUCGAAAGAAGCUUCUGCGUCUUAAAGCGGCCGGUGCCAGGCGGACGCCGCACGGCGGCAAAGUGGGCGUGGCUCCGCGGUGGGCCCUCUGAGCACACGUAGGUUCUCGCACAUUCCGUGAGCCUGUUUCAUUUGCUAUAGAUGAAAAAGAAACUCCUAUUUUUACCUUGCUGGAAUUAUUGGAUAAAAACCUAUUUUUAUAAAUUCGUUAUGAAUUGGAUGACUAUAUUGAGGAUAAAAUUUCUAGAGGAGAAACAAUACAUGCUUACUACUUCAAUUUGGAAUGUUGUGAACUGACCAGAUUUCGUGAACCUGCCCAAAGUUAGCUAGCAUUCCAUGGUUCUCUGCCGUCCCAGGCUGGUGGUUCGUAUUUACGACUAUGGAGGAAGCAGCUGUUGAAUGGAAUUUGGGUACCUGCGAAUUUCAGUUGCUGCGUGAAUGCUCACCUCACAUCUCACUCUCGAUCCGGACAUAGACCCAAGGGAUUGGUAAACAGGGCUAGUGAGUCAGGUGACGCGGCGGCCAGCGACCAGAGAACAGCCACUGCCUGUGUUUCUGUCUGACCGCAGUUAAACGGUUACUGGCCCAGCUAGCUGUGUGUUGCUCUAGGACGUUUUCGUCCGCCGCGUGUUACACGUAGAAUGUUCAUCGCAAACUAAUACAAAACGUCCUCUACCCGCUGCCUCCGAGUGAGGGCCCAUAAGCCACGCUGGCUCUGUUACGUAAUUAACAUCUCCCCGAAGUGACACGGGGACCCAGACUGGCGCGACAGCGUGACGGCAGACUCUCCCGCCAUUGGGCCCCGUGUCCGUUUUCCCUCCUUGUCCGUUGUUGCUGCCCUGCCCCUCGGGCUUGCGCACACGAGAUUCGGAAUAAUUGCAGGACUUCCGUUUCCGGGGGACAAGACAAACCGGAAGAGGAGACUGGGUUUUGUUUCCUUUGUUUUCAUGUAGUUGCAAGUGGGGCUCUUUCUCAGAGCAAAACCAAGCCGCCUUGUCUCGUGAAGUCGUUACAUGGUCUGACACGGGACGCCCGCGGUCCGUGUGGCCGAACGGGAGUUCAUGGCCGGGAAAGUCGCCCGUUCUCGAGGUUCCACGGCGGUAGGUGGCUGCAGGCCGCGCUGACACUGAGGGACAUUCGGAGAGAGGGCAGGUUUUGUUCUGCAACUGACUUCUUCCCCCCAAAGUUAUUGAUUAAAGUUAAUCACGGAAGAGCAUUUCCUAGAUAACUUAGAAGACAGUUAGACAUACUUGGAGAUUUCUCUUAAAAAUAUUUCAGGAGCUUUAGAGGAGAAACACAACUGUUGACUCUUGGCAAGAGAAUCACAUCUGUAAGCAGCGGCUACAUUCCUUAUUUAUAAAUGGUUCGUAAUGUUUGCAGCAAGUCUACCCCAGUUUAAAAGAUGAUUUUAACUUGACCUGAAGUCUGGUAUUGUUGGACUUCUUGAAGCGAGGACCUGUGGAGGCCAGCCGGCUUCCUGCAGCCGCAGGUCCCUGGGCCUCCGAGCCGCCCUGCUCCUUGGGUGAGCGCAGACGUGCUCCCGGUGCAGACUCCCAGGGGUCACCGUCUCCCCCCCCCGCGCAGGGACUCCCAGGGGUCACCGUCUCCCUCCCUGCCCAGGGAUCCUGCAAGCCCGGUCCAGGGCUCCCGUGCAGAGUCCCACCCCCCACUGGCCUGAGGCCUCGGGGCCCAGUGAUGCCGUGCGCUCCCUCUGGCUGAGCCUGGGGUUCUCGGGCUCUCCGUUCUCACUGGGCUCCGAGCACUGGGAUGGGCCGUUCAGAGAGCGGCACGGAGGGUGGCCGAGGUUCCCGCAGAAUUCCCGGGAUGCGUAGGCGCCCAUGCAUGGCUGGGCACAUGGCAAAGCCGACUGGGGUCAGAGAGCCGCCACCCAGGGCACUGUCUGUCCGUCUGCAUUGUAGAAACCUCCAUCCCCAGCCCUCCGGCAUUCCAGAGCAGCUGUGCAAAGGGGACGCCAUCGAACGUUCCUUUUUGGUGAGCAGAUGCGAUUCUGACCUUCCGCUAGAAGGUGCCUUGGAUGCGUUCUGAGGCUCAGAGGAAGCCGGCCGUCCCCUCCGGGCCGCGGCUGAGCAGGGAGCCCGCCAGGCUGGGCCGCUGCCCGCCCACUCCGCCCGCCGUGCCCCGACUGCCGCCAGCCCGGGGAGGAUGCUGAGUGAGGGGGGCGGCCUGGGGGGCCUUCCCUGCGGGGCGAGCGGCCAGGGCUUGCCUUCUAGACACCCUCGAGCACACCCAGUCGGAGGGAGAAGGCCGUCUCUGGCCAGUAGUGACAGAAGUGACUCCACGGUCUGCCUUCGUUUUCGUUACGUUCGGUCUAUGAACUGACAAUCUUUAAAAUGUGAAUACUGUAACAAUAUGUUUUCUGGGAUUGUUGUCUUUCAAAGGGAUUUUUGUGAAGCAUUUGAUUUAUCAAAGCAAAAAAAAAUUAAAAAUAGAAACACGCUU
Neogale vison (American mink) is the source of this 5598-nucleotide messenger RNA. RefSeq names its product PBX/knotted 1 homeobox 1 (gene PKNOX1). The record is from RefSeq and is a predicted model, not a curated record. Bases 1431 to 2741 code for a protein of 436 amino acids. The transcript has 12 exons. Lineage: Eukaryota; Metazoa; Chordata; Mammalia; Carnivora; Mustelidae. Gene Ontology annotation, biological process: angiogenesis; regulation of transcription by RNA polymerase II. Gene Ontology annotation, molecular function: DNA-binding transcription factor activity, RNA polymerase II-specific; RNA polymerase II cis-regulatory region sequence-specific DNA binding.